CGUUCUGGUGACUGUCCAAAGAUUCCCUUGGGAUUUCCAUUCACCGAGUGACCCUGCGUUCAGGGCGACGCCCAGCUUGUUAAAGUCCCUGGUUGCAGGCGACUUCUCAGGAACUUUAUGAGAAUCUCAGUAUAUGGAAAAACUGCCCCUGUUCCAACUGGUGUGUAUCAAAAGGUCUCAGUAUAAUACCAGGACCAAUAUAUUGCAUAAGUCAGCCAGCCAUACACUUAAUGACUCCCAAAAUCUCAUGGACAUCUAAAGAAGCUCCAUGGCUUGUGCUGCUGUCAUGAUUCCUGGGUUGUUGCGAGGCUCUGCUGGCACCAUCUGCACUCAGGCGUCUUUGUUGAGAUUGACAGCUAGGUCAUUACGCCACCUUACUCUAACCAGCGUAAUGAAAUCCAAAAGGAAAACUGAUCACAUGGAGAGAACUGCAGAUGUCGUUCGCCGGGAGGUUGUGUCGACAGCUAAGGUGUGUGGAGCUGCCGAUGAGUCACCCUCAGUGAAGAGGCUCCGCCUGCUUGUUGCUGAAAAGGAUUUUUCCUUUAAAGCUGGCCAGUGGGUUGAUUUCUUUAUCCCAGGAGUCUCUGUGGUUGGUGGGUUCUCAAUAUGCUCUAGCCCCAGACUGCUAGAACAAGAGAGAAUAAUAGAAUUGGCAGUGAAAUACACAAACCACCCUCCUGCCCUCUGGAUUCACAAUCAGUGUGCACUUGACUCUGAAGUGGCCCUGAGAGUGGGUGGAGAGUUCUUCUUUGACCCUCAGCCCACAGAUGCUUCUAGAAACCUCGUGUUGAUUGCAGGAGGAGUAGGAAUUAACCCCCUGCUUUCCAUCCUGCGGCACGCAGCAGAUCUCCUCAGAGAGCGGGCUAACAAAGGAAGUGGAUACGAGAUAGGAACAAUAAAACUAUUCUACAGUGCCAGAAACACCAGCGAACUCCUGUUUAAGAAAAAUAUUCUCGAUUUAGUAAAUGAAUUUCCUGAGAAGAUCGCAUGCAGUUUGCAUGUUACGAAACAGACUACACAAAUCAGCACAGAACUCCAGCCAUACAUCACGGAAGGAAGAAUAAUGGAGAAGGAGAUAAGAGAUCAUAUUUCAAAAGAGACUUUGUUCUAUAUAUGUGGCCCACCUCCAAUGACGGACUGUUUCUCCAGGCAACUAGAAAACAGCCAUGUUCCCAAAGAACACAUCUGCUUUGAGAAGUGGUGGUAGCGAAUGGGAAGAGGCAGAAAAGAGAAAGAUGUGUGAUCUACUUAGGACAGUAACAGAUAUUAAACUAUUUGGGGCAAGAAAAAUUUACCUGUAUUUGAGUUGUCUUAUUUUUUAAGGCUGUGAACCAAGUGACCAAAUGAAGAAUAAAAGAAAAAGUUAGCCGACAGACUUGAAAGAUCAACCUUUUAUAAAGACUGAAUUGAUUAAACUAUUUUUUACUGUAUUGACUUUCUUUUAUUAAUAACUUCCAUUAUCUCAUGAUAUACCAUGAAUUGGUCAAUAUAGAUUUUUCUUGCCCUGAGGGGGAAAAAUCAUGUGAAAAUGUGGUUUGUAUGUGAAAUAUAGGCUCUCUUUAAAUUAUUUGACAGCAACUUGUAUAUCUUAUGUUCAAUAAAAUCUUUUAAACACAUUCUCAAUAGUUUUACUUUGAAAGUUCUUUAUAAUUCAAUGUCUUAGUUUACCUUAGCAUGGCUUGUAGCCUUACUCCUUUGGACCAUCCAAGUUAGGCUUGAAAAUGGAAAAUUAGGAAAACUGGUUUCGGGAAUUGAAUAGCCACCAUAUUUGCUUUCUUAAUAAUGAAUAUCGUUGGUAUGUAUUCCGAAUAAUUUCUUCUCAAAGGAAACCCUUCCUGUGUCAUGGCUGCCUGCCUUAACGCUAUAGGAGACGGGUUCCUGUUUGGGACAAAGGUGUUGGCGACUCUUGUGCUCCGUGUUGAAUCUGCCUUCAGUGGCCUAACUGGCUGGCUGUAGAAAUGUUCUUACGAUUGAUCAGGGGAUACAGAGCUGUUUCCAAUUCCUGCUUUUCUGCGUUUAUUUCAUUUCUUUACAGGGUUGUUGCUGGCACCAGCAGCUGCUUGACAUACAUUUAUUGAAUGACUGAAAGAAAGCAACUAACGUCUAAUUCCUUACUAAGUCUGGGGUGGAGGGAUGGCAGUCCCCGGAGUGGGUAGAGAAUGGGGGAGCCUCACUCCAAGGAUGCUUCAGUGAAACUGGUGGAAAGUACUAUAGACUGUAGUUCUUGUCUGUCUUUGUUUAGAUCUUUAAAAAUGUAGAAGUAUAUUUUAGAACAUAUUAUACAGCCACAGUAGUCAAAACAGCCUGGUACUGGUACAACAACAGGCACAUAGACCAAUGGAACAGAAUUGAGAACCCAGAUAUAAAUCUACCCACAUAUCAGCAGCUGAUAUUUGACAAAGGCCCAGUGUCAGUUAAUUGGGGAAAAGAGAGUCUUUUUAACGAAUGGUGCUGGCAUAACUGGAUAUCCAUUUGCAAAAAAAUGAAACAGGACCCAUACCUCACACCAUGCACAAAAACUAACUCCAAGUGGAUCAAAGACCUAAACAUAAAGACUGAAACGAUAAAGAUCAUGGAAGAAAAAAUGGGGACAAUGUUAGGAGCCCUAAUACAAGGCAUAAACAGAAUACAAAACAUUACCAAAAAUGACAAAGAGAAACCAGAUAACUCGGAGCUCCUAAAAAUCAAACACCUAUGCUCAUCUAAAGACUUCACCAAAUGAGUAAAAAGACCACCUACAGACUGGGAAAGAAUUUUCAGCUAUGACAUCUCCGACCAGUGUCUGAUCUCUAAAAUCUAUAUGAUUCUGUUAAAACUCAACCACAAAAAGACAAACAACCCAAUCAAGAAGUGGGCAAAGGAUAUGAACACACACUUCACUAAAGAAGCUAUUCAGGCAGCUAACAGACACAUGAAAAAAAGCUCUCGAUCAUUAGCCAUUAGAGAAAUGCAAAUUAAAACUGCGAUGAGAUUCCAUCUCACUCCGACAAGGCUGGCAUCAAUCCAAAAAACACAAAUGUUGGAGAGGCUGCGGAGAGAUUGGAACUCUUAUACACUGCUGGUGGGAAUGUAAAAUGGUACAACCACUUUGGAAAUCUAUCUGGCGUUUUCUUAAAAAGUUAGAACUGCCAUACAACCCAGAAAUCCCACUCCUCAGAAUAUACCCUAGAGAAAUAAGAGCCUUUACUCGAACAGAUAUAUGCACACCCAUGUUUAUUGCAGCUCUGUUUACAAUAGCAAAAAGCUGGAAGCAACCGAGGUGUCCAUCAACGGAUGAAUGGUGAAAUAAAUUAUGGUAUAUUCACACAAUGGAAUACUAUGCAUCGAUAAAGAAGUGAUGAACCUGUGAAGCAUUUCAUAACAUGGAGGAAACUGGAAGGCAUUAUGCUGAGUGAAAUCAGUCAAAUGCAAAAGGACAAAUAUUGUAUAAGACCACUAUUAUAAGAUCUUGAGAAAUAGUAUAAACCAAGAAGAACACAUUCUUUUGUGGUUACGAGAGGAGGGAGGGAAGGAGGGUGGGAAAGGGUUAUUUACUGAUUAGUUAGUAGACAAGAACUACUUUAGGUGAAGGGAAGGACAAUACUCAAUACAG
Loxodonta africana (African savanna elephant) is the source of this 3592-nucleotide messenger RNA. RefSeq names its product oxidoreductase NAD binding domain containing 1 (gene OXNAD1). The record is from RefSeq and is a predicted model, not a curated record. The transcript is spliced from 9 exons. Lineage: Eukaryota; Metazoa; Chordata; Mammalia; Proboscidea; Elephantidae. Gene Ontology annotation, cellular component: mitochondrion. Bases 269 to 1207 code for a protein of 312 amino acids. Gene Ontology annotation, molecular function: oxidoreductase activity.